This is a messenger RNA of Mesocestoides corti, 2079 nucleotides long. The record is from the annotation of a GenBank genome assembly. Lineage: Eukaryota; Metazoa; Platyhelminthes; Cestoda; Cyclophyllidea; Mesocestoididae.
AUGGGGACUCUAAAAGAAUCAACGGAACAAACCGAGCUGGCAGGUGAAGCGACUGCUAUGGAAUACUUUGAGAAAAGAACUCCUUCCUACCUGCCCUACUACAUCACACGUCAUAAACGAUUGGCUCGAAGAAGGUUUUUACAUGCACGCAGCAAGGAGCACGCGUUGAAGCACAUUAAUAUUCGCACGGGGUGGCUUGCCAUCUUUUGGAUUAUUGUUUUCCUAGUCGUCAUGUUUAUUCUGUACAUGCUUCUAAGAGACUUACUCGUGACGUACUUCUCAAAUCCCAUCGCAACACAAAUUUUGACUGAACACUCAAAUCUGCCCUUUCCCGACGUAACAAUAUGCCCCGUGUCUCCAUUCUCCAAACGCUCCCUUUCGCAAAAGGAGGUAGAUGAACUUGACGACCUGCAAAAGCAAGUCAAGCAAAAACUGAACUAUGCUGGACUGCACGCAAGUGAUGCGAAUGUACAGGCUGCCAUGUUGAUACAACUGGCUACUCAACGACGUCGAACUCAGCUGGAAAGUUACAAGCACCUAGUUUAUUGUGCUUAUAACGGAGAACACUGUUCCUUCGCCAAUUUCACUGAAGUUGUUCAUCUGCGUUAUUUGAAAUGCUUCACAUUUUCACCACGACCGAACAAGCGCAAUUUAACGGGUGGUUCUGGUCUCUCAAUCGUUUACCUGGCAGAGCAAAGCGGGAGUAGUUCCGAACCCUACAUGCUUUUAAACGACCUUGAGAGCCACAUGUUCGAUGCACCGAACUAUGAUGGAAUCAACGUUUUUGUACACAACCCGGGAACCUUCCCUGGCUAUGAGAUCAGUAGCAUGCCUACCAGCUUUGCUGUUCACUUUGGUCAAAUCGCCAGGGUGGAGGUCACGGGCUUGGAAUUCGUCUCGUCCAGCGAUGGAUCCAAAAAGUGCACAAGAAAUCCUUUGCCUUAUCGAUACAAGAGUUUUGGUGGAUCGACCAAGUGCCUAGAGUACAACUACACUUACGAGGACUGUGUAGCAAACAGAAAGCAGUCACGAAUUCUGGAAACUUGCGGCUGUUAUUCCGAUCUCCUGUUGGUGCCACACAUUCCCGAACCCGAUGACGACCCUCAGGCUGUGGGCAAACCACACGUACUCGAUCUCUCCAAGCUCAAGGUCGAUUUCUGUCGCGACCUCCGCCACCGCACGUCGCAGCAAGCACGCAUUAACUUUGAAUGCCACGAAAGGCUGAUAAAAUUGCCCACUUCAGGCGUUCUCGACGCCUACGUCAGUCCUGCUAAGAUCUGGGAGUCACGUAAUGAUCCUGACGUGAGAAAGAAGCUGCGUCAAGAAGUGUGUCCCGUUAACUGUCAAAAAACGCUUUACCAAACAAGGAGCAUCGACCUGACGGAAAUCCAUGAAAGCUUCGUUAUUAAUCUCCCAGUUCUAACAAAACACAUGAUGGAUCUCAAUUUCUCGACCGUAGGCCCAAACACAACUCUACAUUCGAGGUGGGCACAAAUGAUCGAUGACACAUCUGCUCAGUUGGAUUUUGCAGUGGGGAAAAACAUCGCCAUUCUCGACAUCCGUUUGAGUGCCCCACGCGUCGACACCUGGCAGGAGGAGCAAACAAAUUCGCUGUUUGCGUUGAUGGCGAAUUUCGGUGGCACACUGGGUCUCUGCGCCGGCAUCUCCUUCCUGUCGGCUUUCUUUUUACUGAUUUUCUUCGGCAAUGCCUUCUACCACAUGCUAAUGUCUGGUGUUUUUUGGUUUUGGUGGAAUGUCUUCCAAGGCGAGCCAUCACCAGCCGCGGUAGAUGACCUGAGAAUAAUUGAGAUGCGUUCGCGAGAAAGAGAAGACAGAGACGACAACACGCGACCCUUCCGCAGCACUCGGCAUUUGCGUGCGGUUUCAAAGAUCCUCCAGGAAAAAGAAAGGAGCGGUUUCUUCGACCCCUGGGCAGAGGCUCAAAUGCAGAAUAGUCCCACACUCGCUUCCCAAGUUGGAGUAAGAGCUGGCGAAAAUUAUCCCGUAAUUAAGUAUUUAGGAAAACAGAAUCAAUGGACGCUAAGUCAAUUCACUUCGGUUCAUUUAAAACACCAAUAA